CAGCUGUUUAUCCUUAUAGGACUCAGUGGUGUUAGGGACAUCAUACAGCUGUUCAAUCAAAAAGGGAAUGUUUGUAAAUGGUAAUGUAAAGGCCGAUCAACAAAAAAUAUCUGUAAAGUAGUUUACAGCAAAAUCAAAAUGUUACAGAAAUGUUGCAUGUUAUCUGACUAGCAAUAGUUAAGUUGUAAUUAUAUUGAUAUAUUUACCUCACAUUCGGUAUCGACAUGUCUGGUCGCGGAGGUUAACUCAUAUUUUGUCUCGAUAUUUCUAGUUGUGGAGGUUACGUCAUGUUUGUCUCGAUAUUUGUAGUUGUGGAGGUUACGUCAUAUUUUGUCUCGAUAUUUCUAGUUAUGGAGGUUACGUCAUGUUUGUCUCGAUAUUUCUAGUUGUGGAGGUUACGUCAUGUUUGUCUCGAUAUUUCUAGUUGUGGAGGUUACGUCAUGUUUGUCUCGAUAUUUCUAGUUGUGGAGGUUACGUCAUGUUUUGUCUCGAUAUUUCUAGUUGUGGAGGUUACGUCAUGUUUGUCUCGAUAUUUCUAGUUGUGGAGGUUACGUCAUGUUUGUCUCGAUAUUUCUAGUUGUGGAGGUUACGUCAUAUUUUGUCUCGAUAUUUCUAGUUGUGGAGGUUACGUCAUGUUUGUCUCGAUAUUUCUAGUUGUGGAGGUUACGUCAUGUUUGUCUCGAUAUUUCUAGUUGUGGAGGUUACGUCAUGUUUGUCUCGAUAUUUCUAGUUGUGGAGGUUACGUCAUGUUUGUCUCGAUAUUUCUAGUUGUGGAGGUUACGUCAUGUUUGUCUCGAUAUUUCUAGUUGUGGAGGUUACGUCAUGUUUUGUCUCGAUAUUUCUAGUUGUGGAGGUUACGUCAUGUUUGUCUCGAUAUUUCUAGUUGUGGAGGUUACGUCAUGUUUGUCUCGGUAUUUCUAGUUGUGGAGGUUACGUCAUGUUUAUCUCGAUAUUUCUAGUUGUGGAGGUUACGUCAUAUUUUGUCUCGAUAUUUCUAAUCGUGGAGGUUACGUCAUGUUUGUCUCGAUAUUUCUAGUUGUGGAGGUUACGUCAUAUUUUGUCUCGAUAUUUCUAGUUGUGGAGGUUACGUCAUAUUUUGUCUCGAUAUUUCUAAUCGUGGAGGUUACCUGAUAUUUAUUUGGACCCGACAUUUCUAGUCGUGAAGGUAACGUCUUAAUGAUUUUGUCACGACAUUUCUAGCUUGGGAGCUCCGUGUCUUAGUUUAAACCUAAAUGAGGACACAAGAAUAAAUACAAUACCUUUAAUUGUAUUCCUUACACGAUAAGAAACGUAACCAAUAAGCCUGAAUCAAACCGAGGAUUAGUCCAGUGAGAUCAAACCAAAACAACACCGAGCACCGACAUAACAACUCAAACUCGAUAAACCGAAGGCUCAAAACAUGAACAAAAAGUAUAGACCCUUGAAUAAAAACAAGGAGAAUACGACCAGGCGCUCCGAAAGUCAAGCGUCUUCUGCUUUCAUCAUCGAUACACACCAUAUAAUCUAGGUCGAAUCUGGGUAUCUACUAGGCAUAUCAACUAGUAUUGAAGAUCCCUCACUUUAUAAAUCACAAAGGAAGAAAAUAUCUCCAAAUGGUAUCAUAAUGGCGACCAUAACAAUUUUCCGUGGUCUUCAUCAACUUGCAUCCCUCGAAACCUUGGGUUGUAAUUUUUCAGUCAGUAGCAGAUAUAUUUUGUAGAUAUUGGAAUGAUAAGAACAAAUAUUGGUAUAUCGAAUAAAAAUUGACAAGAAAUGGGGGUGUACCUGCCCUUGGAUUUCUGAAAAAAAUAACCCAGAACAUCCUAGGCAGAAUGCACCAUUCACGAACGGCAUGAAGAAAGUGUCCGCCACUACAAGACACGCAAACCGGUAAAACAGGUCAAUAAUAUGUUAUGGUAUAAUACAAAGACUGCAUUAAGGAGACAAAUAGCAAAUAUAUAUAUAUAGUCGGAAACAAAAAUAUCUUGCUACUAAGCGAAGUGCUAGAGUAUUUAGAUGCUUUAUGACAUUCCCAUAAUUGUAUCAACAUAGCUCUUCUGUCUGUCUGUCUGUCUGUCUGUCUGUCUGUCUGUCUGUCUGUCUGUCUAGGAAGUAAGAGAGAGAGGGUGGAGUAGGGCGGAAAAGAGAAGUCUAGGAAAUGAUGUUGUAACAUAUAUAUGUCCAUUUGUAUAGAAAAUAUAGAGCGUAACGUUAACCUCAAGAGAAAGAAUGAUCGUCGCUAAAUCCGGUUACUGGGCAAGCUUCUCUGGGAUAAUGGCUUAUUGCCAAUGCUUCCGCCCUCGCACUAUACACUGGACAUCUUUUGUUAUAUAAUGUAUACUAUAUAACAGUGUAAGCUUGAUUGAUUUAGACGAUAGUACCCCUGAGUAUGACACCAAGGACUUUAGACCUUACUCUCCGCUGCUCGAUCGUCACUUGCAUGAGUGUAAAACAGUCUAAUUGUAUUCUUCCGUCCAUCUCCUUGGCGGUAUUUCUUAUGUUUUUUGGGUUUUUUUUUUUUUUAUUGUUAUUAUUAUUUUAUUCAUAUCAUUAUCCUAAUUCUACCAGUUUCUAUGUUAGUUUGAAUACCUAGUAUACUUACUCUUCGUUGUUUUGUUGUUGUUAUGGCCAUAUCCUUGCUAUCUUCCUAUCAAACCUCUGUUUUGAUUACAUCUAUAUGACGUAACACUGUGGAGGAAUGUUUCUCCCGUUACUAAGGUUGUGGUGCACCAAGUGUAACAUCUAGGCACAUUUAGAAUAUAGACAAAAGUCAGCGAUAAAAUAGAAAAGUCCGUACGGGUAGAAUGUUGGUGUAUUCUCACUUUAAAACUAUAUUCAUUAAGUCAUUGUGUAAAUUGUCUUCUUUUUAUAACUUAACAAAAGUGUCAAAUUACUGAAGGCAACAUGGCAGAAUUGAUAAUUCAGGGGUUUAAUGAUUCUAGUGGAAUCGUUUUUUUCUUCUUUUUUUAUUUUUUUUUUUUUUUUUUUAUUUUUAUUUAUUUUUUUUUUUUUUUGAGGAUACUACAGCAGAUUUAAACCGUAUUAAGGGAUUGAAUCGAUCUUAUUCAUUGCGAUUAUGAAAAUGAAAAAGAAAUACAUUUAAUUCAUUUAUUUACAUUAGGAUUAUACGCAAUAGUAGAAUAACAUUAAGAACCGAGUUAUUUUGAUUUUUUAACUUUGCAUAGCAAAAUACGGGGAAUAUUUUUUUCUGGCGAAUUGGUAUUCGACUAAUGUAUUGUGUGGAAUAUCAGAACUUGAAAUGAUGUUUUCAAACUGUAUUCAUAAUGAUUUCAUGGUCAAAUGUUUGCUGUUUUUAUUUGGUGUGUUCAUAUUAAGAAUCAACACUUAAAAGUUGCACCAAUGUAAAUAAAUUAAUGUGAUACGAAUUGAUUUGACAAACAUUUCAAUAUUUUAAAUUUCAAAGAUUGUGUUUCAAAAUUUCCUUUUCAAAGUUUUAGGCAUGAAAUUCAUUUACAUUUAAGACCAUAUUUUGGUACUAUUCUAGCCAAAUUAGUAUACGUAUGGGGAAACAAUUAUACUGGAAAGUCGUCCAUUGGAUCGAAUACCGGUAUGGAUUUGAAUUAAUCUCGAUAACAUAUCACAAACUGUUGUUUUUGCAGUUUCUAAUCGGAAGUUUUAACUUAAACAUAUUACUGGGAAUAAUGGGAAUGCAGUGUUAAAUUAUCAACGUAUAUAUAAAGAUACUGGAGUGUUAAAGUAUAGAUAUUGGUAUAACACAGGUACAACUAUACGGGAUGUUAAAUGAUUGAUAUAGGUAUAAUAUAUGUAAAAAGAUACCGGAAGUAAAAGGAUAAAUAUAUGUAUAAUAUAGGUACAGAUAAAGAUACUGUAGUGUUAAAGUAUUGAUAUAAAUAUAAUAGAGGUAUGAAGAUACCGGAAAUUAAAUGAUAAAAAUAGGUAUAAAUAGGGAUAAAGAUAUCAGAUUGGUAAAUGAUAGAUAUAGGUGUUAUAUAGGUAUAAAGAUAUAAAAUGAAAGGUAUAAUAUGGGUAUUGAAAUAAUUCAUAAUAUUUUUUAAUAAUUUUCAAAUUAUAGAUAUAGGUAUCACAAUAUAAAGAUAUAAAAUGAACGGUAUAAUAUGGGUAUUGAAAUAAUUCAUAAUAUUUUUAAUAAUAUUAAAUGAUAGAUAUAGGUAUCACAUAGGUAUCAAGUCAACAGCUGUUAAAUGAUUGAUAUAGGUAUACAGAUGUCGAUGUUAAAUGAUAGGUAUAAUCUAGGUAUAUACGUAAUACUAAUUGGUUAAUUAAAACAGUAUGAAUAUACUGGAGUUUUUAAAUGAAUGCAACGUACAAAUUAAUCAUUCAACUCAGGUUGUUACCGAACAUGACAUGAAGAUAAACAAACCAUGUUUUAGAUGACUGGUGAGCAUUGCUGUGCUGCAUUCCAAACGUAACAGACCCGAUUACGACAUGAUUGACGUGCCCUAAUUCCAUGAACGUGCAAUUGUACGUGUUGGCGUGUCUGAGCUAAAAUCUGAUAAAGUCGAAAUUAAGACGACGUUUCAGCAGGAAGAAAGUAUAUACAAAGGUAUACUCCACCGAGGAAGGUUUGGGAAGUAUAACACUACAGUUCUGACAUCCGGGCAGAUUACCCAUCAUGGCGAGCAGAUUAGAUCACUGGGCAGACAUCUUGGUUCUCUUCAUAUACUUUGCUGUUGUCUUAGCUUUGGGAUUAUGGACGAUGAAGAGGCCAAACCGUGGGAACGUACAGAGUUAUUUCCUUGCGGGACGUUCAAUGAAAUGGUUUGUGGUAGGUUCAUCAAUAUUUGCCACAAAUAUUGGAAGUGAACACUUCAUGGGACUGGCUGGAGCUGCAGCUUCCACGGGAAUAGCCAUGAUAUUAUUUGAAUGGCUUGCGAUAUACCUCCUAAUACUUUGUGGAUGGUGUUUUGUACCUGUAUUUAUAUCAUCUGGGGUUUAUACUAUCCCAGAAUACCUAGAAAAACGAUUUGGAAGCAGGAAAGUCCGUAACUACUUUGUUAUGAUGACUCUAACCUUCGCCAUUGUCAUCAAACUGGCGGGCAACAUGUUUGCAGGGUCGUUGUUUAUUCAAUUAGCGACAGGAUGGAACAUGUACUUGUCUGUCACGGCAUUGUUGAUCAUCACAGCGUUGUACACAGUACUGGGUGGUCUGACAGCGGUCAUGUACACAGAUACACUGCAAACUGUUAUAAUGAUUGUUGGCUCCUUCAUAUUGGCCGGAAUCUGUUAUCAUAAGGUUGGGAGUUGGACAGAGUUGAAGGUACGAUACAUGGCCGCCAUACCGAGCGUUCUCCAGAACAACACCACGUGCGGUUACCCUAGCGCUGACGCGUUCUCCCUUUAUCGUGAUCCGGUGAAUGGAGAUAUACCAUGGACAGGACUUCUGGCUAUGACGACAAUGGGCAGUCUAUUUUACUGGUGUGGAGAUCAGGUGAUUGUCCAGAGAUAUCUGGCCGCCAACACACUACAAGGAGCCAAGGCCGGGGCGGUGUUGGCCAGUGUCCUCAAGAUUUUACCCAUGUUUGUCAUGAUCAUCCCGGGACUCAUCAGUCGAGUGCUCUUCACAGACGAAGUGGCUUGUGUUGAUCCUGCCGAAUGUCUGAGGAUUUGUGAUAACCCAACAGGAUGUACAAAUAUCGCCUACCCUAAACUGGUGUUAGAGCUACUGCCGACAGGUAUGAAGGGAUUUCUUAUGGCGGUGAUAAUGUCGGCCAUUAUGAGUUCCCUGACAUCUAUAUUCAAUAGUUCCAGUACAGUGUUUACGUUAGAUUUGUGGCGGCAGUUUAGACCCCUGGCCAAUCAGAGAGAGCUGCUCAUAGUGGGCAGGGUUUUCGUGGUAUUUAUGUGUAUAGCGAGCAUUCUCUGGUUGCCACUGAUCAAGGGAUCACAAGGAGGACAGUUGUACAACUAUGUAAACAUGGUACUAUCCUGUCUUAUGGAGCCGAUGAGUUCUGCAUUGGCUCUAUCUGUCUUCUGGAAGCGAACGACCGAAAAUGGUGUGUUUUAUGGAUUGUUAAUAUCACAUGCGGUCGGUGUAGUGAGACUCGUAAUUGAGUUCUUGUACCCUAUUCCACCUUGUGGCACGCCGGAAACGAGGCCCGCUUUUCUAUACAGAGUACACUUUAUGAACUUCGGUGCUAUCCUCAUACUGUUUAGCGGUAUUGUCAUCAUCAUUCUCAGCUUACUUACCAAACCAAGGACAGAAGAACAGAUGAAAAACGUUACAUACUGGACACGAAUGAAAUUCCCGCCUUUGAAACCAUCGACAGAAGAACCUGAGUUAUCAGAACAGUGUGAGGACAAUGAAGCAUCGGACAAGAAACUUGACAUAGACGAUGAUACCAGCAAUGUCGAUGUGGAUGUCGAGGGACACAAGGAUAACAGAACUGCUUCAGGUAUAUGCCGAGAUCGCCUUUUAUUCUUCCUUCUUGGAACUUCAGACAAAGGAAACAACCUCAUGGAAAUGACUUUUGAACAAAAACGAAUAUUUCUCACUGAAAACGCCAAAUGGUCCCCAUGGAUUUCUUCCUCAGCUCUCGUUACCAUGGCAACCAUGUUUUUCUUAAUAGGAUACUUUCGAUGAAAACUUGGGAGAGGUCAUUAGCCUAUGGUUUACCUGCAUGAUAAUGACAAUCUAAUAAUUGCAGCUGUACAUUAUCGAAGAUCUCGAAAUCACGCUAUGUAUUUCCUUGCUCCCGAAGAUACAUUUUCCUUAAUUUCUACGAUAUGUGUAUCCCAACCUUCAGCUGUGCCUCCUGAUUAACAAACCUAGCUUUCAUUCAUUUUCCUUAAUAGCUUACAAUAGUAUAUUGUUUUUUAAAUAUAUAUAUAUCAACAGCGCUUGCCUGACCCUAAUCCAAGCGUUUAUGUUUUCCCAAAAUCACUAGAUGUGUUUCCCUACUCCCUAUGCUGCGUUUCCUUUUAAACUCUGAUGAAUGUGUUUAACAAUUGUAAUCACCAGGUUCAUUUGCCAUGUGCUACGUAUACAAAUAGAUCUCAUGGUACAUGUGUAUUUAUACGCGAUGACACUUCACAAAGUCAAUGUGAUCAGGUUUUUUUUUAAAAGUUGUAUAUAUGUAUUUUUUUUAUGAAACAAAUAAGAUUCCAAUGACUGCAAUAUCCAAAGUAAGAGUUGUGUUCUAACACAAAUAUUGCAAACCGAGCAAGACAUAAAGCUUUGAUGUCAUCGAAAAGAGGAGUUGAGAGUGGAAAAUCAUUACUGCGAAAAUCACAUAGACCUUCAUGUGAAUCUUUGGUGAGCGAUGGCUACUAAAUAAAAUCAAAAGCUGACUGAGACAACUGUGUACUGAUAUGGGUCUUAUAGCGAGAAAGCACGAGAGGGUCGUGGGGAUGGAGCGAAUGUAAUGCUUGUUAGCAUUGCAUACAUGUUGGUUGUAUUUUUAUAUCAGAUUAAUAUAUGUGUGGUUUUAUAUGAAAUUUUAUCAGCUUGUUCUAAUAAACUUUUUAUUAAAGGCAUA
This is a messenger RNA of Pecten maximus, 7457 nucleotides long. RefSeq names its product sodium/glucose cotransporter 5-like. Gene Ontology annotation, molecular function: D-glucose:sodium symporter activity. The transcript is spliced from 16 exons. Gene Ontology annotation, cellular component: plasma membrane. The record is from RefSeq and is a predicted model, not a curated record. NCBI's taxonomy places the organism in Eukaryota, Metazoa, Mollusca, Bivalvia, Pectinida, Pectinidae. Gene Ontology annotation, biological process: transmembrane transport. The coding region runs from base 4595 to 6562 and encodes 655 amino acids.